Molecule: messenger RNA, 2121 nt
Organism: Fundulus heteroclitus (mummichog)
Lineage: Eukaryota; Metazoa; Chordata; Actinopteri; Cyprinodontiformes; Fundulidae
Gene: cfap53
Product: cilia and flagella associated protein 53
Exons: 8
Coding region: 99-1634 (511 amino acids)
Source: RefSeq, a predicted model, not a curated record
UACCCGUUACCACGGUAACAGAAGCUCGGUCCGCUGCAGAGACGGUUGAGUUUGGACUGUUCUGGUUCCGAGAGGUCCAGUUGGAGAGAAAUAAAAAGAUGCUGCUCGGCGAGAGGAGGCCCAGAUGCCGGGAGUUCACCGGUCCGACGCCGCAUUCAGUGGCUGUGGUAGCCAAGCCGCCCCCGCUGAGGUCCAGAGACCACCUGAUCCGGCAGAACCAGAGACGGGAGGAGGCCCAGGACCAGGUCCGGGAGUUCAGCAGAGACCUGCAGAGCUGCAGCGUCAAGGCCUCCUGGCUGCAGAGCGGCGAGCGCCGCUUCGUCCAAGGAGACGUGGAGAGGCGGGUGCAGGCGGAGCUGCAGGAGCAGGAGGCCCACAUCACCGAGAGGAGGCGCAGGCUCAGGGAGCUGCUGGAGGCGGAGGAGGCGCAGCUCCUGCAGGAGCUGGAGGAGGUGAAGGAGACGGCGGUGGAGAGACAGGCCAGGAUGAGGGAGCGAGCUAAAGCCCUGAAGGAGAGGAGAGAGAGCGAGAGGCUGCAGCUGGUGGCAGAGAAACUGGACCAGCUGUUCAGGGAGCAAUGCGAGGAGCCGCGCAGGAUCCAGAGCCAGCGCCGCGAGCAGCAGGUGAGUCGGGACCGGGCCGCCCAGGUGAGGAGGCAGCAGGAGGAGCGGCGGCGGCUGCAGGAGGAGGAGCGGCUCUUCCACGAGCUGUGGGAGGCCGACCGGCGGGCCAAGGAGGAGCAGGAGGAGCGGCAGAGGCUGCAGCGGCAGCAGAGAGACGGGGAGCAGCAGCGGGGGCUGAAGGAGCAGAUGGAGGCGGCAGAGAGCAGGAGGCGGCAGGAGAAGGAGCUGCAGGAGGAGGAGGCCCGGCUGCUGCGGCAGCAGCAGCAGGUGCAGCUCCUGCAGCAGCAGCGGCAGCAGCAGCUGAAGCGGCAGCAGCAGCAGAACCGGCGCCGGCAGCUGGACCAGAACCUGCGGCUGAAGAUGAGGCGUCUGGCCCGCGAGCAGCAGGAGGAGCUGCAGCUGGACAUGAACCUCCUGCAGCAGAUGAGCCAGCAGGAGACGGAGCAGAGAGAGGAGGCGGCGCAGAGGAAGGUGGAGCUGCGGGAGGAGCAGCAGAGGUACCGGCAGUAUCUGGCCGAGGAGCUGCAGAAGCAGAGGAGAGAGGAGGAGGAGACGGAGCUGCUGCUGGAGGAGAAGCUGAAGGAGGCGUGGCUGAAGCGGGAGGAGCAGAGCCGGCUGAGGAGAGCGGCCAGAGACCGGCUGAUGGAGGAGGUGAUGGAGGCGCGCCGCCUUCAGAUCCAGAGCAAACUGGCUGCAAACCUGCAGAAACAGGAGGAGCUGCAGCAGGAGCAGGAGGAGCUGAGGAGAGCUGCAGAGGAGGCCGCUCUGCAGGAGGAGCAGGAGAGGAGGAGCCGCCGGCAGGCCGCAGCGGUGCAGCGGGCCGACCUGCAGGCUCAGAUGCAGCACCAGCAGCAGCUGCGCAGCGAGCAGCAGGCUCAGGUUCUCACAGAGCAUCACCACGGCCUGGUCCUGGAGCAGCUCUACAGCCGCAGGAAGCAGCAGGUCCUGGACCACAUGGACUCCAGCUGCCACCCUCUCAGCAGAGCGCUGAGGUCCGCAGACACCGACUGAGCCGCUCCACAACCUCCCCGUAACAAUAAAUCCUUUAACGAGUCCGUUCUGAGUCCAGCUGACUUCUACAGGUUCUGAUCUGCAACAUGUUUCAGUCUGCAGCGCAGAACAUCAGCGACCCGAAUGAUUUGCUCUCCAGCGCCAUUCAUCUGCAGCCUUUUAUGACUCCGUGGUUCUGCUGGUCCAUGAAGAUCUAAAUGUUCCUCCACCUCUCACUGCUGUGGGUUAGAUAUGAAACAGAACAUCUGGGUAGUUCUGAGCUUCAUUUAGGGUCAGUCAGCGGUUUGGUUCUGGAGAGAAAAUCAGAAAAUCAGGGCUGCAGCUCCCAGAGCAGCUCUGGCUGCUCCCUCAUCAGCGACACCAGGGUAUGGCAGUCAGGGAUUAUCCUGGGAUUAUCUGACCAGGCCCCGCCCUCACCUGCCCUCACCUGCCCCCAGUUUCCAUUGGCCUGGUCCCAUGUGCCUCUCUGCAGGCGGGCUCACAGGGG